UGCCUAUGGUUGUCAGUCCUUCCUGUUUUUGGUGCUCGUGUGUGUCGCUAACUACCUUGUAGGGUUAAGUUCGUACAAUAGGCGCGAACAACUGAUGAAUGUGCCUCCCCACAAGAUUCACCAACUCCUACUAGAGGUCUGGGCUCUUGUACGUUGCCGGACUGUGUCUUCGGUUCAUCCAUAGCUGAUGUUGUGCAACCUGACCUGUAGGCCAGCGACAGAGGGUUCGAGUUGCGGGUUCGCCGCAGCCCUGAAAGGACUCGACCCCCACCGACUGUGUCACCCCGAUGCCGACCGGGGACGCAAUCUACAACCAUCAACGCUCGUACUUCCCCAACAGUGCGGGUGGGCAACAUGGGCGUUGUGCCAUCGGAACAAGUCGACUCUGCACCCCCUUCGUCACAUCUCCCAGAGCAAUCGAUGAACUCACGCCCACCAGCCGCGCAGACAUCAUCUCAACUCCCCAUUGAUAGUCCACGGUGUUCCAUGGCUCCUGCCAACAUCGCUGGGAUCACUGCAGCGCCAGCACCUCCGCCACCCGCUGCAUCACUUUCGGAAAUGAGUACGACGUACACGGAAAACCCAUACUCUACCUACCCCCGUGACCCCGACCCACUAAGCAUUGGAGCCGCUCAGCAACUCACGUUUGACCAGAUGAUAAACAUCAACUAUGCGCAGGCCCAGAUGGCCCCUAACACAUGCGUUCAACCGCCUCCGCCCUCAGGUUACCUUGCACAGCCUACCCAAAGUUUGAGCUCGUUCUUCGUGCCGCCGGCACCGGCGAUCCCGUAUCAACAGCGAAGCCGAGCUGUUGUGUAUAACCCUGUGAUGCAAACGUUGAAUGGGCCGCAGUUGAGAGGCUAUCCAAAUGUACCCCAGCUGCCCUUCAACGGUGGUUAGGGUCAUCAGUUAGAACUUGGCAUCGCUAGAUCAUGUCGUUGCUUUUAUUAUGCCCUUGCUCCGUGAAUUUAUGGACGGACUGCUCUUUCGUGUGCAGGCGGACGAGCAAGGACUGCACCCUCUUCGUCAUUUAUCUUUCAUAUACUCCCCGCCUCCGUAGUUUCCUCGACACU
This is a messenger RNA of Cantharellus anzutake, 1073 nucleotides long. RefSeq lists its product as uncharacterized. NCBI's taxonomy places the organism in Eukaryota, Fungi, Basidiomycota, Agaricomycetes, Cantharellales, Hydnaceae. The record is from RefSeq and is a predicted model, not a curated record. Bases 355 to 900 code for a protein of 181 amino acids. The transcript has a single exon.